Messenger RNA from Hypomesus transpacificus, 939 nucleotides. RefSeq names its product inverted formin 2 (gene inf2). The record is from RefSeq and is a predicted model, not a curated record. Bases 160 to 939 code for a protein of 259 amino acids. Gene Ontology annotation, molecular function: small GTPase binding; actin binding. NCBI's taxonomy places the organism in Eukaryota, Metazoa, Chordata, Actinopteri, Osmeriformes, Osmeridae. The transcript has 6 exons. Gene Ontology annotation, biological process: actin cytoskeleton organization.
UAAACGAGCGGACUUAUUACACAAACCAUCCCGCUUUACCAUACGAGCAUCUUGUAUGCUCUGCUAAUAGCGAAUGUCGCAAGGGACCUAAAAACAACAAGAGGACGCGAUUCUUUAAGUGGUUAUUUAUGGCAUAAGACAAGGCAGGAUUACGUGUGGAUGUUUGGCAGCAGUCAUGACAGAACUGCUGACGGAUCUUUCACUCAUCCCCCACCCGCCUUCAGCAGGAUGUCGGUGCGUUUGGACGGGAAGAAGAAGUGGGCAGCGGUCCGGGGCAGCCUGGGCUCGUCCCAGGACUCGGACACGCAGCCGGAGGCCAACCUGGAGAGUGCAGACCCGGAGCUGUGCAUCCGGCUGCUGCAGGUGCCCACCGUGGUCAACUACUCUGGGCUGAAGCGCCGUCUGGAGGGCAGCGACCAGGUCUGGAUGGUCCAGUUCCUGGAGCUGAGCGGUCUGGACCUGCUCCUGGAGGCCCUGGACCGGCUCUCCGGACGGGGAUGCUCUCGCAUCGCGGACGCCCUCCUGCAGCUCACCUGUGUGUGCUGCGUGCGAGCCAUCAUGAACUCCUCAGCGGGGAUCCACUUCAUCGUGGAGAACGAGGGCUACAUCCGCAAGCUCUCCCAAGCCCUGGACACCUCCAACACCAUGGUGAAGAAGCAGGUGUUUGAGCUGCUGGCGGCCCUCAGUAUGUUCUCUUCAGACGGAUACAGGUUGGCCCUGGACGCCCUGGACCACUACAAGGGUGUGAAGACCCAGCAGUAUCGGUUCAGUGUGAUCAUGAACGAGUUGCAGGCCACAGACAACGUCCCCUACAUGGUCACUCUCCUCAGCGUUAUAAACGCCCUCAUCUUUGGCACAGACGACCUCCGUCAAAGGGAUAAGAUGCGCAAGGAGUUUAUCGGAUUGCAGUUACUCGAUGUGCUUCCCAAACUAAGGUAA